AUGGGUAACUACAGCAUUGUCAGGGAGUUUGUGCUCCUGGGAUUUUCUUAUCUCCAUGAGUUCCGGGUUCUGCUGUUUGCUCUGAUCCUGUUGAUAUAUGUGCUGACGCUGCUGGGCAACCUGGCCAUCAUCAGCCUCAUUUGCCUUGACUCCUGCCUUCACUCACCCAUGUACUUCUUCCUCUGCAACUUCUCCCUCAUGGAGAUGGUGGUCACCUCCACUGUGGUACCUAGGAUGCUGGCAGACCUGCUAUCCACUCACAAGACCAUGUCCCUGGCCAAAUGCCUAACCCAGUCUUUCUUUUACUUCUCCCUGGGCUCUGCCAACUUCCUGAUACUCACGGUCAUGGCCUUUGAUCACUACGUGGCCAUCUGCCACCCCCUGCGCUACCCAACCAUCAUGAAUGGUCCAGUGUGUGUGAAGCUGGUGGUGACCUGUUGGGUGGUUGGUUUCCUCUCCAUUGUCUCUCACACACUGCAGAAAACACGACUCUGGUUCUGUGGCCCUAACAUCAUCGGCCACUACUUCUGUGACUCUGCCUCGCUGCUCAAGCUUGCCUGCUCUGACACCCGCCACAUUAAGUGUGUGGACCUCUUCCUGUCCCUGCUUUUUGUGCUGACCACCAUGCUGCUUAUCAUCCUUUCCUACGUCCUCAUUGUGGCUGCAGUGCUGCACAUCCCUUCCUCCUCUGGAUGCCAGAAGGCCUUCUCCACCUGUGCCUCUCACCUCACAGUGGUGGUUCUGGGCUAUGGCAGUGCCGUCUUCAUCUACGUGAGGCUAGACAAGGGCCACUCCAUAUACCUCAACAAGGUGGUGGCCCUGGUGACUGCAGUGGUAACCCCUUUCCUCAACCCCUUCAUCUUCGCCUUCCGGAAUGAGAAGGUCAAGGAGGUCAUUGAGGAUGUGACCAAAAGGAUCUUCCUUGGAGAACCAGCAGCCUGUAGGUGA
Pongo pygmaeus (Bornean orangutan) is the source of this 948-nucleotide messenger RNA. RefSeq names its product olfactory receptor 6V1-like. Gene Ontology annotation, molecular function: G protein-coupled receptor activity; olfactory receptor activity. The record is from RefSeq and is a predicted model, not a curated record. The transcript has a single exon. Lineage: Eukaryota; Metazoa; Chordata; Mammalia; Primates; Hominidae. Gene Ontology annotation, biological process: G protein-coupled receptor signaling pathway. The coding region runs from base 1 to 948 and encodes 315 amino acids. Gene Ontology annotation, cellular component: membrane.